Molecule: messenger RNA, 1081 nt
Organism: Halichondria panicea
Lineage: Eukaryota; Metazoa; Porifera; Demospongiae; Suberitida; Halichondriidae
Product: mitochondrial dicarboxylate carrier-like
Exons: 11
Coding region: 121-1014 (297 amino acids)
Biological process (GO): malate transmembrane transport; thiosulfate transport; phosphate ion transmembrane transport
Molecular function (GO): oxaloacetate transmembrane transporter activity; sulfate transmembrane transporter activity; malate transmembrane transporter activity
Source: RefSeq, a predicted model, not a curated record
GCCCCUCCCCCCUUUCAAGCCAGCAUGGUCCAAUAAAAAGAACUUGACUUAUGUACCAGUACAAAGACAUGGUUUAGACACUUGCUUACUAAAAGGAAGAGAAACAAACUAAACAGGACAAUGGUUGCUUCAGUGAGUGCAUCAGAGCCUAAGAAGGUGACCACAGUUAGGAGCAAGGGUCACAGAUGGUAUUUGGGUGGACUGGCUUCUGCAGGAGCUGCAGCCUGUACUCAUCCUUUGGACCUGCUCAAAGUUCACUUGCAAACCCAGCAAGAGGUAGUGCAAGGUUUUGUAGGUACCACGUUCAAUGUUGUGAAGCGCCAUGGCUUCCUCACUCUCUAUAAUGGACUCUCUGCAUCUCUCUCCAGACAGCUUUCGUACUCAACUAUUCGGUUUGGAGUGUACGAGAUUCUACGGCCUGAGCUAGCUGCCAGGAACGGAGGUACGAUUCCGUUCUACCAGAAAAUCCUACUAGGAGCAUUCGGAGGUCUUUGUGGAGGGAUAGUGGGAAGCCCGUUUGAUGUCAUCAACAUACGAAUGCAAAAUGAUGUCAAGUUGCCUCCUGAGAAAAGAAGAAGAUACAAGCAUGUCAUCGAUGGUAUCAGAAGAGUCGCAGUAGAAGAGGGAUUCUUCAAGCUGUGGACUGGAGCUUCUCUCAAUAUCUGCAGAGCCAUUCUCAUGACACUAUCUCAGAUUGCUUUCUAUGAGCAAGUGAAGCAGAUGUUACUGGCUACUGGGAUCUUCAAGGACAACCCUGUCACUCACUUCACAUCAAGCUUUGUAGCUGGUAUGGUUGCCACUGCCGCCACACAACCAGUAGAUGUUCUUAAAACAAGGAUGAUGAAUGCACAGCCAGGAGAGUACAAGUCAAUCAUGCAAUGCUUUCUCUAUACAGCAAAAACGGGACCCUUAGGUUUCUUCAAGGGAUUUGUUCCAGCUUUUAUUCGACUCGGACCUCACACAAUCCUAACUUUUGUAUUCUUGGAACAACUUAGAAUUCUGUUACCCAAAUAAUAUAUUGUUUUCUAUUAAUUUUGUACAUCAUAAUUAUUGCGUAAUAAUAAUAAUAAUUAUGUCAUAA